AUGGCAACAACAGAUAACAUUGUUGGGCGACAUACAUUCAACGCACAUGAUCUGAAGAUUACAUCAGUGAUAGUCUAUUUGGAUCGGGCUGAAGUGAAACGUAGCCUGAAGGCAUCACUGGCAGCUGGCGUCAGUGAAGUGAUCGUUGAGGUACAAGAGUUAAGAAAUAGUUUGAAAAAACUGGAAGAGAAGCAGAAAAACAUGCAGGAUCAAAAAAAGAUUGCUGAAAAAAGCAUCUCUGUGCUGGAUAGCAUUAUUGAAAAGAGUGGCAAAGCGAUGGUCAAAUGUGAGGACGGUGCAAGUGGACAUUCAGUGGCCAUUGGUGAAAUACUUGAAAAUAUAUCAAAAUUGGUCAGCUAUCAUGAGCAAGGACAUGCCGUAGCACUGACAAAGAUACGCCAGCUGGAUGAGGAUUUGCGCCAACUCGAUGAGGAAAUCAGGAAAACUGAGGAACAAAUUAAUCAAACGCAGCACCACAAAACACAUGUCAGAAGCAUCUGCUUGCUUCUUGAGAGCAACAGUGGUGGCGAUGUUGAACUGGAUGUAAGCUAUCAAGUGCCUUCCGCUUCCUGGCGCCCUUCUUACGAGAUACGUGUGCAGAGCGCAACAAAUACCUUGAAGCUCUCAUAUUUUGGUCAAAUUCAACAAAACACUGGAGAAGAUUGGCUGGAUACAUCGCUAAUAUUGAGCACUGCACGACCAUCAUUUGGUGCUACAACGCCUCGCUUGGGCACAUUAAAUGCCGAAUUCUAUAAGCCACCUCCUCCUAGACCAAAGUACCAUUAUCCGUUGGGUGCAGCGGGCUUUACUCAAGCAAGAAGGUAUGAGCAAUUCACAGCUUGCGAAUCGUAA
Molecule: messenger RNA, 852 nt
Organism: Gongylonema pulchrum
Lineage: Eukaryota; Metazoa; Nematoda; Chromadorea; Rhabditida; Gongylonematidae
Source: the annotation of a GenBank genome assembly